GAGGAUCUACAAAUUACAGGACAACUGUUUGUAACACUCAUAGUAGGAUACUCAUUACUUUGUGUGACCGGUUUCCCCAAUGUCAUUGGUGCACUGGACUGCACACACAUAAGGAUAAAAGCUCCCUCAGGUGCCCAUGAGGCGGAUUUUGUGAAUAGGAAAUCCUUUCACAGCAUUAAUGUUCAGAUUGCCUGCAAUGCUGACUGUGUGAUCAGCAAUGUUGUGGGAAAAUGGCCUGGCUCAGUCCAUGACUCCAGAAUCUUUCGGGCCUCUGAAAUCUAUCAGCACCUAUCACAAUGUGAAUUCUCUGGUGUGUUGCUGGGAGACAGGGUGUAUGGCUGCCAGCCUUUUCUCCUAACACCUUUCACAGACCCCCAGGAAGCACAGCAGGCCUACAACCACGCCAAUGCCAGGACCAGGGCCAGAGUUGAAAUGACCUUUGGCCUCCUGAAGGCACGCUUUCACUGCCUUCACAAAUUAAGGGUCAGCCCUGUGAGGGCAUGUGACAUUACUGUGGCUUGUGCUGUCCUCCACAAUGUGGCCUGCCUGAGGAAGGAGAGCGCACCCAGAGUGCCACCAGCCAUGGACUAGGACAAUCCGUCAAUCUUCCCUGAUGACGACUGGUCGGCUGCUGAGGGACCAAUAUGUGUUGAAUUAUUUUAGUUAGUAUGUGUUCUUUCAAUUUUGGUUAAAUAUGUCCUGUGGUGGCAGAGGAAUUUGUUUUUUUGUGUUCAAUUUUUGUUUUUUUUUAUUAAUUUGGCCUCUUAUGAUGUUUGUGCUGUAUACUGUGUGUAAUACAAGCUUGCAGGGAGGCUACUGCAUUCAUUUAUUUGUCUGUUCAGUUGAUGUGUAUGGAUUUGUCCUGCAUUUAUUUCAGUGUGCAGACAUGCGGGGUGUGUUAUAUACAGACCUCUGAAUGUGUAUUUAUCCUUUUGUUGUACUGUAUAAUAUGCUUUGAUUCUGUGCUUUCCAUCUUGUAGAGUCACUGUGUGACUUCAGUUUCGAAAGGAGCUGAUGGUUUACCAGCUUUGUUUCAUCCUUAUUCAAUAAAGGAACAUAAUGUUA
This is a messenger RNA of Tachysurus vachellii, 1065 nucleotides long. RefSeq names its product putative nuclease HARBI1. The record is from RefSeq and is a predicted model, not a curated record. Lineage: Eukaryota; Metazoa; Chordata; Actinopteri; Siluriformes; Bagridae. The annotation marks the transcript as partial. The transcript is spliced from 3 exons.